Owenia fusiformis is the source of this 2730-nucleotide messenger RNA. Lineage: Eukaryota; Metazoa; Annelida; Polychaeta; Sabellida; Oweniidae. The record is from the annotation of a GenBank genome assembly.
CGCAGAUUGCCCCUAGUGGAACAUCCUGGACUUCGACAUCCUGGCUUUUCGAAAGAAACCCGUACGAAAACAAACCAACGAGGUUGAUUUUGAAAGCUAGAAGUUUCACGUGUUAGACAGCAAAGUACAAGAGAGGUGAUGGAGACUGAUUCAAAUACAGUCACACAAGUUGGGGAAAUCGGUGAAGAAAGUACACACGAGGAACAUUUGGAACAAGUUCCAUAUGAAAUUGUUGAAGAAAAUAAUGAAGUAGAACAAGAGCUUGAUCAAGAGAGUGUUGUUGUCGAAGGGGACAGUGUUGAACAUGGCAAUGAAGAGAUGAAUAAUAAAGAGAUCACUGUUGCUGUUGUCAAUGAUAAUAUUCCAGAAAGUGAGGACCAUAAUGCACUUAUCAACACAGAAACAUAUGAGGCUAGUGGAUCAGAGGUUACAGGAAAAGAAACUGUUCGUCCUACUGUGUUGAUUCUGUCUCCUGAUGGUAAAGUCACUGUCACUGCUGUAGAAGACACAAAUGGAGGGGAAGUUGGUGAACCAUCAGCUAAAAGAUACAAACUGGAGCAGGAUGGCAACACAUACGUCUUUUCAGUACCUGAUGGCACUACUGAAGAAGCCUUGAAGGAGCAUCUGUCUAUUGGACAACAUAACACAGUAACUAACACCAACACCAAUAUCUGUGUCAACAGGACAUCACAAGCCAUUGGAGAGAAAACUGAUAUCACACAGGCGUGGUUUACCACCAGGGAUGAUAAAAAUGUACUCCAUAAAAAAGGGCAUGACUGGAAGCAGGGACAGUGGUCAAAAGAAGAGAUUGAGAUUUUGAAGUGUAAUAUAUCACAAUAUUGUGAGGCCAGAGGUAUUACAGACCCCACUGAGAUCAUAUUUGAGAUGUCAAAAGAUGAGCGAAAAGAUUUCUAUCGCACAGUAUCAAGAAACCUACAGCGCCCUCUGUUCUCUGUGUACAGGAGAGUCAUCAGAAUGUAUGAUCAGAAGAACCAUAUGGGGAAGUAUACCCCUCAGGAACUCCAAAAACUUAAGGAGUUGAGACAAAAACUUGGCAAUGACUGGGCCAGUAUAGGGGCAGAGCUUGGCAGGAGUGCUGCCUCUGUCAAAGAUAGAUGUCGCCUUAUGAAAGAUACAUGUAACUCUGGGAAGUGGCUUCCAGAAGAGGAGAAUCGGCUUACACUUGCAGUACAAGAGUUGACUGGCUUAGAACCAGGUGUAAAUGUGACCAGUGGUCUAUCAUGGGCAAGUGUUGCGGAGAGAGUGGGAACUAGAUCAGAGAAACAGUGCCGCACAAAGUGGUUGAACUAUCUUAACUGGAGACAGAAUGGGGGAACAGAAUGGACAAGGGAUGAUGAUAUACAGUUAAUUACAAGGUUAGCUGACACUGGGGCUGCUGAUGAGAAUGAGGUGGACUGGACAGCAUUAGCUAAGGACUGGCCUAGUGCCAGGUCUCCACAGUGGCUGAGGGGAAAGUGGUGGACACUUAAGAGACAUGUCUUAGAUAAAGAUCUCAUAUCAUUUCAAGACCUUGUGGCAUAUUUGCGGGACACAAAUGCGCAAACUAUACGAAUGCGACCACCUCCCAAUAUCCUACUUGCAAGAAUGGAAACACCUCGAGUCAGUGUCAUGCAGAAUAUGUCAUUCACAGUGCCCUCUUCGUAUGCAACCUCUGCUAUUGGUCACAGUGUCGUCAAUGUAGAUGGCUCCACUAAUCUGGUAUCUACCUCCGUAGAAGACAACCCUGGGGGUUUCCAUGCCUAUGAGGUACUUUCCCAAUUGCCAGGAACAACUAGCGGAGCUUAUCUGAUAGCUCAACAGACCAACUCUAGUCAGGCGAUACAGCUCAGUAGUAGCACAGUGGGGUCAGACCAUAUCAUUGUGCACACAUUGCCCAUAACAUCUGAACAGGAUGCUGGCAUGCAGAGCAGUGAGAAUGUGACUGUUGAGAUAAACCAGACUGGCCAAGUACCUGUCAUUCUAACAGAGGAACAAGACAACACUGCCACAGCACAGCAUCUAGCCAAUCAGGAGAUUGCCAAUUUAGAGGCAGGAGAGGAAGACGAAGCAACGCCUGAAGAUGAGACAGAUGGGAGAAACCAAUCAAGGGUGUCAUUUACAGAAGCUAAUGGAGACCAGGCAGCACUAGUUGAGGGUACUGUUAGUGAGGAGCUUGUACACACAUCAGCCAGGUACAGAAGAUCCACCAGCAGUGAUGGAGAUUUGCUGCAUAAAAUGGCAACUCUCAAAGAUCCAAUGUUACCCUCAGAGAGCGAGCUGAUUGGCCAGUCAUCAGAUGUGGAGGUCGAAAAAUCCCAGCAGCAAGAGACCCAAGAAUAAAAUAUCAUAAGUGACAUGAAACCAACAUAAGUGACAUCUUUGAAUCAAAUGAUGUUAAUUAUAGUUCAGUUAUAUACUUGCAGUGUGGAAAUCCCAGAAUCUAACACAUGGUUUAUUGACUAGUGCUGAGAUCCUCUCUCCAGACACCUGUAUCAUGAUAAAUACCUUUAGACAGUUUAACAAUAGGUGUAUAUUGUAUUGUAUUGUAUUUUGUUAACCACUAAUGCUGGUGAGCAAUACCUCUAGGGUAUAUCCUGUAUAAACAUGUACGGUUGUAAUUGUAAAUGAAUGCAAUCAUGAAAAGCAGACCCAGGAACUCCUCCUUGAAGAGCCCUGUGUUCUUUUAUGUGCACUCAUACAUACAUGUAGUCAUACAAGUAUACACCACAG